AGCCCAGCCCGGCACAGCAGCGAUGUGAGGAUUAUUAGAAACAGAAUAUGGAUUUGGAUGCUUCGAACAUGUAUCUACCCAGCUGCACUUACUACGACUUCACCGGUCUGCCUCACUAUCUCACGCAGGGGCAGUCCUCCUCCUGCCCGGUGGCUUACUCGUACCAGUCGGCUCUGCCUCAGGUUCCCUCCGUGAGAGAUGUGGCGUUCAGGGACUAUGGCAUCGAUGGCUCCGCUAAGUGGCACCACAGUAGGGGGAGUCUACCGCACUGCUACACGGACGACGCAUGGACGAGCGCGACCCCCAGAGGGGGAGACGUGCCUGGGAAAGGCGGGGGUGUCCACUCCGGCUCGGGGGGCUUCCACAGCGGCGUGGGAAGGAACGGCGUCUUACCGCAGGCUUUCGACCAGUUUUUCGACUCGGCCUACGGGGGAGCGGAGCACGGAGCCACGCCGACCCAGCAGGUGGCACACUCGGACAGACAAGUCACCGUUGGUAAGACGAGCCCGGCUCCGGAUCCUCCAGCACCGGGCUCGGUCACGGCGGACAGCUGCAGCCCCAAAUCGUCACCCGACCUCGGCGAGGAGGCGAGCAGCAAGGGAGGCAGUGUGCAGAGGACGCGCAAGAAGAGGUGUCCUUACUCCAAGUAUCAAAUCAGGGAGCUGGAGAGAGAGUUCUUCUUCAGCGUUUACAUCAAUAAAGAGAAGCGUCUGCAGCUUUCCAGGAUGCUCAACUUGACUGAUCGACAGGUGAAAAUCUGGUUUCAGAACAGGAGGAUGAAGGAGAAGAAACUGAGCAGGGACCGUUUACAGUACUAUACCAGCAACCCCCUCUUAUAAAACAUGGACACUUUCAUAUCACAACACAUGGACCCCUAUGGGAAUUUCUCAUUAAACUUUCUUGCUUUAUUGUUAAUAUUAUUAUUAUUAUUAUUAUUA
Messenger RNA from Dunckerocampus dactyliophorus (ringed pipefish), 938 nucleotides. RefSeq names its product homeobox A11b (gene hoxa11b). The record is from RefSeq and is a predicted model, not a curated record. NCBI's taxonomy places the organism in Eukaryota, Metazoa, Chordata, Actinopteri, Syngnathiformes, Syngnathidae. Gene Ontology annotation, cellular component: nucleus. Gene Ontology annotation, molecular function: RNA polymerase II cis-regulatory region sequence-specific DNA binding; DNA-binding transcription factor activity, RNA polymerase II-specific. Gene Ontology annotation, biological process: regulation of transcription by RNA polymerase II; anatomical structure development. The transcript is spliced from 2 exons. The coding region runs from base 48 to 839 and encodes 263 amino acids.